UGUCGAUAUGUAAUGUAAACGUGCUGCUUAUCGUCCCCAAAAGCAGCUUCAAAAUGCUUUCGUUGCUUCAGAAGUAAUGGUUGAUGCAACCCGAAUUGAUAUUAUGAUGCAGUGUCUUCAACAGCAAAUACAACAUCAUAAUUUUAUUAUUCCCUACGAUGCUCGGGUACUAUUCGAUUUUCACGCUUCACCAUCUCUCUCGUCUCCACGCGCUCCGUUUCCUCCAUUGGAAGCCCCGCCACGAAUACAGGCUACCCCGACCCGAAUUGGUAGAACGAAUAACGCGUAUCCUUGUCCUGGGCCGUUACGACGCCCUUAACAACCUCUCUUUUGAUUACUCAGAUGACCUUCUCGAUUCAGUCUUGCUGAAACUCAGACUAAAUCCUAAGGCUUGCUUGGUUUUUUUCGAAUUAGCUUCAAAGCAGCAAGAUUUCAGGCCAAGUGUUAAGUCCUAUUGCAAGAUUGUUCACAUCUUGUCACGUGCUCGAAUGUACGAUGAAACCCGACACUGUUUAUACGAAUUGGUUGAGUUAUGUCGGAAUAAUUACUCGGGCUUCGUAAUCUGGGAUGAGCUUGUUAAGAUUUACAAGGAUUUUACAUUUUCCCCUAUUGUUUUUGAUAUGAUAUUGAAAAUUUUUGCUGAGAGAGGCAUGCUGAAGAAUGCAUUGCACGUAUUCGAUAAUAUGGGAAAGUAUGGCCGUGUCCCAAGUUUGAGGUCUUGUAAUUCUUUGUUGAGUAGGUUGGUUAAAAAUGAUGAAACGAAUGUUGCGCUGCUUGUUUAUGAGCAAAUGAUUAAAGUUGGGAUUGUACCCGAUGUUUUUACAUGUUCAAUAAUGGUUAAUGCGUAUUGUAAGGAGAAGAGAGUGGAAAAGGCUUUGGAGUUCGUGAAAGAGAUGGAGAGUCUGAGUUUCGAAUUGAAUGUUGUGACUUACAAUAGUUUGAUGGAUGGAUAUGUUAGUUUAGGAGAUAUUGAAGGUGCAAAAAAAGUGUUAGAGUUGAUGUGUGAAAGGGGGAUUUCAAGAAAUGUGGUUACAUAUACAUUGUUGAUUAAGGGUUAUUGUAAACAAGGUAAGAUGGAGGAAGCCGAGAAGGUACUUCAAAGAAUUAAUGAUGAGCAGGAUGUACUUGCCGAUGAAUGUGCUUAUGGGAUUCUGAUAGACGGGUAUUGUAGAGUAGGUAAAGUUGACGAUGCUAAUAGGGUUCAGAAUGAGAUGCUGAAGGCAGGAUUGAAGAUGAAUCUGCUUAUUUGUAACUCUUUAAUUAAUGGCUACUGUAAACUCGGUCAAAUUUGUCAAGCAAAACGAAUGUUAAGCCAUAUGGGAGAUUGGAACUUAAGGCCAGAUUCAUUCAGUUAUCAUACACUUCUGGAUGGGUUUUGCAGAGUAAAUAAUGUGAGUGAGGCCUUCAAGCUUUGUGAUGGAAUGAUUCGUGAAGGAAUCCCUCCAACUGUUGUUACUUAUAAUACUCUUCUCAAGGGUUUGUGCCGUGUGGGUGCUUUUGACGAUGCUUUGCACCUGUGGUGUAUGAUGUUGAAAAGAGGUGUAGCUCCUAAUGUCGUUGGCUAUUGUACUCUGCUUGACAUUUUAUUCAAGAUGGGAGAUCUUGAUGGGGCAUUAAGACUUUGGAAAAAUAUAUCAGCCAGGGGUUUCUCCAAAAACACAAUUGCUUUCAAUACAAUGAUUAAUGGAUUAUGCAAGAUGGGGAAAAUGAUUGAAGCACAGCAGAUUUUUGACAGGAUGAAGGAGCUGGGAUGUUUGCCUGACAAAGUAACAUAUAGAAUCCUGAGUGAUGGCUAUUGUAAAGUUGGAAAUAUUGAGGAAGCUUUUAACAUUAAAAAUAUGAUGGAAAGGGAAGCAGUUUUUCCUUCCAUUGAAAUGUAUAAUUCUCUUAUUAGUGGAGCCUUUAGGUCUAGGAAAUUAAGUAAAGUGGUGGAUCUUCUUGCUGAAAUGCAGACUUCAGGGUUAUCACCUAAUGCUGUAACUUAUGCGGCCCUUGUUAUUGGGUGGUGUGAUGUAGGGAUGCUGGAUAAAGCUUUUAAUACAUACUUCGAGAUGAUAGAAAAGGGGUCUGCCUCCAAUGUGAUUAUGUGCAGCAAAAUUGUUUGCACCCUGUAUGGACUUGGUAGGAUUGAUGAAGCAAAUAUGCUUUUGCUGAAAAUUGUGGAUUUUGAUCUUGGUGCACAUCUCAAACUCCUCAACACUGAUGUAAUUAGUCUGGAUGUUCAGAAAAUUGCUGACUCCCUGGAUGAAAGUGCCAAAAGUUUUGAUAUGCCCAACAGUGUGUUGUACAAUAUAGCUAUUGCUGGACUUUGCAAGUCUGGGAAGCUUGAUGAUGCAAGAAGUGUUUUCUCAGCUUUGUUGCUUACGGGCUUUACUCCAGACAAUUUUACGUACUGUACCCUGAUUCAUGCCUAUGCAGCUGUUGGUGAUGUCACUGAAGCUUUCAAUUUACGAGAUGAAAUGCUGAAAAGAGGUCUCGUUCCAAACAUUGCCACAUACAAUGCUCUAAUUAGUGGUUUGUGUAAAUCAGGCAAACUGGACCGAGCACAGAGGCUUUUCCACAAACUUCACCUGAAAGGUUUGGCCCCUAAUGUCAUAACCUAUAAUAGUCUGAUUGAUGGUUACUGUAAAAGUGGUAAUACCCAACAAGCCUUUAAUUUGAAAUGUAAAAUGAUUAAAGAAGGGAUUGCUCCUUCCGUUGUUACCUACUCUACCUUGAUAAAAGCACUUUGUGAGCAAGGAAAUAGGGAAGAAUCAAUGAAACUUUUAGGCCAGAUGAUUAAGUCAGGUGUGGAUCAAAAUCUUGCCAUGUUAUCUAAGUUGGUGCAAGGUUAUGUUAAAUGUGAAGAUGUAAAGAAGAUCUCCAAGCUUCAUAACAUGAUGCAUUUCAGUUGUUUUCCGUCUAAUGUUAUCUAUUAUGAUAAACCAAUGGAGAUGACCGAGUCUGCUGCUUUGCUUAAAUCAUAUGAUGUUUCCGAAGCUGCUUGUUGAUGAAUGAUCAAUGGAUGAUGUCAUUUGUGGGAAUGAUUGUGAGUUUGCCCAUUGCCUUUGGACUUUGAAAUUCUGAGAUAGUAGGCCCAAGUACUUCUCAUUGACUCUCAACACCUCAGGAUAUAAUCAUUCUCUUGGUCCCAAAUUCGGUUGCUGAAUGCUACGUCAGAAGAUUGUGUGGAAGCCUGGUUACUUAUUUUUCUUGUAACUGGAACUAAUGUUGGAGUAUGAACAAGUUUUUAGCAUGAGCAAUCUAAAACUUUGGAAUUUGAAACUGUUUUUAGCAUGAGCCAGUGCAAAGUCUGGCUCUUGUGCAAAGCAAAGAAAAUGAAGGAUGUCAACAUCUAUGCCAAAUUUCUUAAAAUGUGGAAAUCAUGUUUGAAGGGACCCCAAGAGUACAAAGAGAAGGAGGUGUAGAAGUGAUUUUUCUAAGAACUUUUCAUAGACACUGCUGGAUUAUGCUUCAAAGAAGUGAUCUGUACAGGAUUGAAGACAUAUCAAAAUUAAUGUGUUUCUGACUGGUGCAACUCUUAACAUUGUGGCAUACCAUACUAGUGGCAGUUUGUGGACUUCGAUUUUGAAGGAAGUCCAAGACUUCUCAUCAUCUAUUCAUCUCAUGAGGAAGAGAAUUUUGGUUAAUUUUUGUAUACUUUGUUUUCCUUUUGGGACAGGAGAGGGAAGACUAUUAUAAGCAGACUUCUCUUAUUGUUGUUCGGUGGAAUUGUCACUUGUCCCUCAAGUCUUUUGAUCUCUUUGUGGAUAUAGCCAGAAAAUAAGGAAAAACUAUUAUUUCUAGCAGGCCAUGCAAUGUUACCAGUGCCUAAUAGUUGGUUAGACAUACUCACUGACACGCACAUGAGCACACAUCCAAACUUCAGCUGCCCCUAGUGGGAUAUUUCUGGAUGGAGAUUAUGCUAUUAUUAUAUGACCAGGCUUUCAUUUGUCAAAAUGUUACAAUCUGUGUCAAGUUCUUGUCCCACAGAGGAUGAAGCACCAAGAUCAUUAAUGCAUGCUGGUAAUUGUGUCUUAGACCGCAUUUCUGACUGCCAUUGGGGUUCAGAAUGUUGCUUCCAUCUCAAAUCUUUUUUGACAUAAAAUCCGCCAGCAAACUUAAGGCUUUGUUUAUACAUCCAGCUCUAGCCGUGGUAUUUAUGGUUCACUAGAUAUUGGUUUGAUAACUGCUAUCAUACAUGCAAUGGGAGGAAACUGUGAGGUACCUGAAAUAUUUCUGUUGACCAAUCUCUUUAUGUGGAGUAUCAUGCAGGCUUACUGUGCUAGAAAUUUUACAUACAUUUUGGCUCCAUGUACAAGAUAUGCUUGACACUGGUUGAUGUUGGAUUAAUGCAGUAGAUUGAAGAAUGCUUAAUUUAUCAACAAUUUGAUUCAGAAAUUUAGGCCAUUCCUAUAAGUUAGUGGGUCAUUUCAAAACUGGGUAAACUAGAGGCGCUCUCAGUAUGUCUGAUGAUGACAGACAGAAAGGUAUCCCAUCAACAUAAAUAAGCUGAGGAUAAAGUAGGAAGCUUAGCUUUUAAAUAAACUAUCUUGUGUGAAAGCACACUAUGGUCAAGUUGGUGGGAGGUGAACCUGGAUACAGACUAUGAACCUCGUGUAUCAGACCCCGAUUCAUCUUCUCUUUUUCAUUCAAUAACUGCAAUGACAGAGGAAAGAAAAUAAACUUCACUAAUUCUUGAA
Mangifera indica (mango) is the source of this 4682-nucleotide messenger RNA. RefSeq names its product putative pentatricopeptide repeat-containing protein At1g19290. The transcript is spliced from 5 exons. The record is from RefSeq and is a predicted model, not a curated record. Bases 159 to 2990 code for a protein of 943 amino acids. NCBI's taxonomy places the organism in Eukaryota, Viridiplantae, Streptophyta, Magnoliopsida, Sapindales, Anacardiaceae. Gene Ontology annotation, molecular function: protein binding.